UCUAUAUAAAAGAUGGGUCUUUCUCCUCUUGGAGUACCUUUUACUGCACACAGCUGAUCUGGUUCAAGCGGACGGCUGAUCAUGAAGCAGCUCUUGGUGUUCCUGUGCGGGUGCUUGGCUCUGGCUACAAGUUUUGCAGCUCCAGCCCACCAUGAUGUUAUGAUGGCAGAUCAUCCACACGUUCAAGAAGAUUCCCAUCACCAUGCCAAGUUCGACCGCUGCAAGGGCAUUGAGUUUGAUGCCAUUGCCCCUGACGAGAAAGGAAACACAUUCUUUUUCAAAGGUGACCAUUUGUGGAAAGGUUUUUCUGGUCCCGCUGAGCUUGCAAAUGGUACAUUCAAGGAACUAGAUGAAUAUCAUCAUCUGGGUCACGUGGACGCAGCCUUCCGCAUGCACAAUAAAGACGGCGAUCCUCUAAAAGACCACGACCACAUCUUUUUCUUUUUGGGUGACAAAGUCUUUAGCUACUACAACCACAGUCUGGAGAAAGGUUACCCACUGGAGAUCCAGCAGGUGUUUCCAGGAAUACCAUGUCAUUUAGAUGCAGCAGUGGAGUGCCCUAAAGGAGAAUGCAUCACAGACUCAGUUCUGUUCUUCAAGGGACAUGAGGUGUACAGCUUUGACAUCAAGACCAAGACAGUGAAGAAGAAGUUGUGGAAUCACUUGCCAAAUUGCACCUCUGCAUUUCGCUGGCUUGAACAUUACUACUGUUUCCAUGGCCACAACUUCACCAGGUUCAAUCCUGUGUCUGGAGAAGUGGAAGGGAAUUAUCCCAAGGAUGCUAGACGUUACUUCAUGAGAUGCCAGGAUUUUGGUCAUGGGGCUGAACACAGAAAGCCACGGUGUAAACUUGAUGCCAUGAGCAUGGAUGACACCGGCAAAACAUAUGCAUUUAUAGAGAGCAUGUACAUUAGGUUAGAUUCGCACCGUGAUGGAAGUCACCCCUUCCCCAUCACAAGAUCAUGGAAGGAAGUCUCAGGACGGGUAGAUGCCGUCUUCAAUCAUGGUGACAGGAUUUACAUUAUUCAGGGCAAUCAGAUCUAUAUCUACAAAUCAGCAACACCUUACACUCUAAUAGAGGGCUAUCCUAAACCCCUGAAAGAUGAGCUGGGCAUCGAGGGACCCGUGAAUGCUGCAUUUCUCUGUGCAAACGAACAUGUUGUCCACAUUAUAAAAGGUCAAAAAAUGUUGGAUAUUGAUCUGGCUGCUACUCCAAGAGCUGCUAAGAGUGAGUUCCCACUCUCCAUUGCUGAUAUCGAUGCUGCCAUAUGUGAUGCUGAAGGCGUGAAGGUGUAUGUUGGUGCAAAAUACUACCUUUACCAGAGCCCCAGAAUUCUGGCUAUGGGCAAGAUUAUGCCAGUAGCUCAUAAGAUUUCACCUGAGAAGUUUGGAUGUGAAGAAUAACAAUCAUGCUGUCAUGCUGACAUGAAGUGUAGUUCUUUCUACAUUUAACAUUACUAUGCAUGGUAACAAAAUUAAAAUAAACAAUAUUGUUUGUAA
Molecule: messenger RNA, 1500 nt
Organism: Pygocentrus nattereri (red-bellied piranha)
Lineage: Eukaryota; Metazoa; Chordata; Actinopteri; Characiformes; Serrasalmidae
Gene: hpxb
Product: hemopexin b
Exons: 10
Coding region: 82-1404 (440 amino acids)
Source: RefSeq, a predicted model, not a curated record